Molecule: messenger RNA, 979 nt
Organism: Mycotypha africana
Lineage: Eukaryota; Fungi; Mucoromycota; Mucoromycetes; Mucorales; Mycotyphaceae
Exons: 2
Coding region: 1-540 (179 amino acids)
Source: RefSeq, a predicted model, not a curated record
AUGCCACCAUGUGAGUAUAUUGCACUCAGCAUUGAGCUUAUAAAUGUUGACUUCGAAGGCGUACAAAGAAGGAGAUCGGUAACGAUAUUGGCACAUUGGAGGCUGAGACGCUUCGGUUCUUUAGCGAUCAUAUUCGACAGCCAAGCAGCGGGCGGCCGGAUCGUAUUACGUAUAUCAGAGCUAUCAUACUCUUCAACUACUACUACAGAUGAUACAGAUGCUGCAGCACUUUUGACCAACUGCUAUUGCUAUUGCUGUUGCUGUUGUUGUUGUUGUUGUUGUUGUUGUUCAACUGCAGUCUUGCGCAUACUGGAUCUUAAAAUCAGCGCGUUCAACGCCUAUUAUUGGCUGAUGCCGGUCUUUAAAAAACUAAAACUGCCCGUUGAAAAUCUAAACUUCCCUAUGGCCGUACCCUCCGUGAACGAUCUCGUACUCGAAACUGGGGAAAAACAAAGAAACCCCUUCAGUAGUAUCUAUGACAUAAGCCCACGUUUGGCUACAGUCUUAAGCACGUUAUCAGGCCAAAAUGAACGAUAUUAAAGCAAGACAUUGUCAGGAAAAGAACUCCAUCUACGCUAGGAUGGUCAAAUACUCGAAUGCGGAACGAGACAAUAAACAAGCAAGUCAUGAAUGUGUUGGGCGCCAAAAAAAAAAGGGACAAGUCUACAGUCACAUUCUACAGACCCACUUAAAGGGGGCUACAUACCCAUCUAUGUAGGAGUCUUUUUCUUUUUCCAUGACGGGGAUAGAGGGAUGACCCCUCAUUGAAUAACGAUGGGCCCCGUUUAUAAGAAGCAGCAGUUUGAGCGGAAAAGAAAUUGGCUCCAAACACUGAGACUCACUGCUUGUGAAAAAAGUGAAUGUAUGGAAGGGGACGAUUUGAAUCUGCCCACACGGAAUAAACACUGUGCUUGUUGAUGGGUUGUAGAAUGAUAAGACAUACACUCAAAUGUAUUUAGCAUUUUACUGUGUGCACUUU